GAGACUCAUUUCCAUCUAGAAGCCGGUGCUGAGAGGUCGUAGUAGCCAACCCAUUCAAGUGUUUGACUGGGAUUUAAAGAUAUUAGUCUGCAUGCUGAAGUCACUGUCUGGUUUAUGGUGUUCUGUGAAGGGCAGCAUACAAGGGAGGGAAACGCAGAACAAUAUGAGGACCCUGAGAAGUGGGCGCUGUGUUCCUGGAAGCGCCGGGCCCUCGUUCCGCGUCGCAGGGGAAAGGCAGAGGGAAUGGGUAGUGCCAAACCCCCCUCCUGUGCCCCAGACAUUAACGUCUGCUGUGGAGGAGUUACUGCAGGCGUACACCACAUCUGACUCAAACCCUCCAGAUGAGCCUUGUCCAAUAUGCAUGUGUAGCCUCCAGUGUCCAAGUGAUUGUAGCAGUCAGGAUGUAACAGAUGAUGAAGGUGUUGUCAAGUUGACUAAGUGUGGCCACUCACUUCACAAGUUGUGCGCAAGAAUGAUGGCAGAAUCAAAGCAACACUUUAUUCCAUGUCCUAUGUGUAAAACUGUACAUGGUGUGAGACUAGGAAAUCAGCCUGAUGGAGUAAUGGAAAUCAUGACUGUAAAUGAUGAUCUUCCUGGAUUUGACUGUGGGACAAUCAUCAUCACAUACAGGUUUAGUGGUGGCAUACAAGGACGAGAACACCCCAUUCCAGGCCAUCCCUACCGAGCACAUGCCUUCCCACGUCGUGCCUUCUUGCCAGAUAAUGAAAGAGGAAACAAGAUCCUACAGCUGUUGGAGGUUGCAUGGCAGAGACGUCUGAUAUUCACAGUUGGCACAUCCAUAACUAGCGGCCAGGAAAAUGUCAUUACAUGGAAUGAAAUCCACCAUAAAACUGAAUGGGAAAACUACCAUGGUCAUGGCUAUCCUGACCCAGCUUAUCUAGAUAAUGUUACCAUGGAGUUAGAGCUUCAAGGUGUGACAGAGGCAGACCUUGAGAGUAAUGGAAAUAGAAACCUGGAAUAGAUUAACUGUGAUAUUAUACUCAACUAUUUUUUAAGGGAUUUGUAAUCCGUAGGUAAGUGUAUACUUCUGAGAGUGAAGAAAAAAAAUUCCAUUAGUGCAUAUUUGAAAGUAAAAAAGGUUCUAUUUGGGCAUCAUUUUUAAGUUAUAUAUUUGGCUCAUCUGAGUGCCAUCUUCCAAAACUUCUCAGAAAUCUCUCUCUCUCUCUCUCUCUCUGUCUCUCUCUCUCUCUCUCUCUCUCUCUCUCUCUCUCUCUCUCUCUCUCUCUCUCUCUCUCUCUCUCUCUGUCUCUCUGUCUCUC
Messenger RNA from Penaeus chinensis, 1280 nucleotides. RefSeq names its product probable E3 ubiquitin-protein ligase DTX2. The transcript is spliced from 6 exons. Gene Ontology annotation, biological process: Notch signaling pathway; protein ubiquitination. Lineage: Eukaryota; Metazoa; Arthropoda; Malacostraca; Decapoda; Penaeidae. Gene Ontology annotation, molecular function: ubiquitin protein ligase activity. The coding region runs from base 92 to 982 and encodes 296 amino acids. The record is from RefSeq and is a predicted model, not a curated record. Gene Ontology annotation, cellular component: nucleoplasm.